GAAUAAGCUCACUUAUUAUACAAUAGUUUGGAUAGUGAGCCCAGACCAAGCCCAGACAGGCAGGCUGGUCUUUUCUCUCUGAAUUAGCUUGCUGCAGGCUCUUUCCUCACAAGAUCAUGCCAUCAUGAAGGGAGCAUGUGGAAUUGUCAUCAUCCUCCUCUUCUCUAAUGUGGCUUGGGCUAAGAAGAUGCGCUGGUGUACGGUAUCAGAGGCAGAACAGAGGAAGUGUGCAGACCUGGCUAAAGCACUAGUAGCUGCCUUACCACCUGUUGUUAUCACAGCCUUUGCUAGGCUGUCCUGUGUGAGAGCCUACAGCACAGCUGACUGCAUCAAUAAGAUACGAGCUAAUAAAGCAGAUCUUGUGACUCUGGAUGCUGGAGAGGUCUACUCUGCAGUAAAGCAGUUUGGUCUCACAGCAGUCGCUAAGGAGAUCUACACUGAUGGUGGCUGUAUCCUGGCUGUGGCAAUAGUGAGGCACUCUAGCACGCUGGACAUCCGCUCUCUGCAGGGUGCAAGGAGCUGUCACAGUGGUGCUCGAUGGACUGCAGGCUGGAGUCUGCCUUUAGGGCACCUGCUCUCCCGCAACUACCUGCCCUGGGCUGAAGAACAGCCCCUCAGUCAGGCGGUUAGUGCCUUCUUCAGUGUCAGCUGUGUGCCUGGAGCAGCUGCCAUGGCAAUCAGCCUCUGUUCCCAGUGCCAGGGUCAAAAGUCAUACAAUCCACAGAGGAACGCCCACUGUGAAACUUCUCACAGUGAACCAUUCUACCACAACCAAGGGGCACUCAGGUGUCUAAAGUAUGGAGCAGGCGAUGUGGCUUUUCUGGAUCAUACAGCUCUGGACAGCAUAGAUGACAGUGAGAAGGAUGAAUAUAGGUUAUUGUGCACAGAUGGUACUCGUGCUCCUCUCAGCAGUUUCAGGAAGUGCAACCUUGGGCGUGGCCCUGGCAGUGGUGUGGUCACACGAAUUAACAACCGCAAGAUUGCCCGCAAAUUCCUGACAGCGGCUCAGAUGGCGUUUGGAUGGAGGGGGAGAGAACGUCAGCGUUUCCAGCUUUUUAAUUCAUCAGUUUAUGGCGCAAAUGACCUGCUCUUCAGUGACGUGACUGAGAGACUAUCCAUCUUGCAAGAAGACAUGGACAUCAGUCAGAUUUUGGGACUGGAUUAUGUUGCUUUGCUCAAGGGCCUAGGACACGAAGGUAGUUCACUGGAGGACAGUGUGGUGAGGUGGUGCUGUAUAAGUCAUGCUGAACAGAAGAAGUGUGAGCAGUGGGCUCUCAGCAUUAAAUCCGAUCCUCUGGUGUGUGUGAGAGCCUCGUCCAUGAGCAACUGCAUUGAGAUGAUCAAGAAAGAUGAAGUGGAUGCUGUGUCCCUGGAUGCUACACACACCUUCAUAGCUGGGAAGUGUGGCCUUGUACCUGUAGUGACUGAGUAUUAUGGGGAGAAGUGUGAAUUCCCUCAAGGAGAAGGCCAUUUUGAGACUAAAGAUCUGCCGUUCUUGUACGGUGUGGCUGUGGUACGUCGCUCCAGUAGAAAUGUGUAUUUUGGUAAUAUGGAUGGUCGACGCUCCUGCCAUGGUCACAUGUAUAGCCCUGCAGGCUGGGUACUGCCUGCCAAACACACACUGAGUGCAGAACGUAACAACAGUGCCUCCUGUGAACCAAACAAAGUGUAUUCUGAGGUGUUUUGGAAGGGCUGUUUGCCUGGAGGUCAGGGCAACCUGUGCAAAGUGUGUGUAGGUGGGACAGAGGAAGCUGCCACGAAACGCUGCUCUGACAAUCACAAUGAGCGCUAUUAUGGAAACAUGGGAGCACUGAGGUGUCUGGUUGGAGACCCCAGUGGUAAAAGCUAUGGAGAUGUUGCUUUUAUGGAGCACCAUAACUUGGAGGUCAACAUCGAAUAUCUGAACAGCAGUGGCUGGGACGAGGGCUGGCUUGCGUGGGAUUUUGAGUUAUUGUGUGAGGAUGGAGGCCGAGCUGCAGUGACAGAGUGGAGAACCUGUAACCUGGGAGCCAUCCCUCCCAACACCGUCAUGACCAGACCCGUACUCAUUGCUCGCAUCUAUGACUUCCUCAUGAAGUCACAGGAGAACACUGCAACACGUCUAGAUUCUGAGUUUCAUCUUUUUGAGUCUCAGCAGUACGGUGAAAGUGACCUGCUCUUUAAAGAUGCUACUCAGUGUCUAGUUCAUACCAGUCAUAUGGACUACCGUACUAUACUGGGAGAUGAGUUCUCUUCUCAAGCAGAAAGCAUCUUUAACUGCACAGAUUCAGACAUUCUGAAGUUUUGCAACCAAGAUGUCUGCAGCAUAUUCUGAACAACCUGAAGACUGCAUGUGACAUCAGGAUAGUCUAUUUUUUUUUGUUUCUUUCCACUGCACAAUGACUUAAUACUGCUAUUAUCUAACUGUAUUGCUGGGGACAUGCAUAGUGCUUGGGAAUGUGGAGUUAUAAUCCAGUGUUUUAUGGGUGAUCUGCCAUUGUGGCAGGGUUCAGCAGUCUAGGCUGGUUUAGAAUAGCUGAAAAACACCAACUUUUCAACAUGCUUUUCCUGAUUUUGACUGAUCUAUAGCUAACGGUCUCACUAAAUACGUUCCCAGAGAUGAUUAACAUGUGGAUUUACGUGAUUACCAGUCGUGACGUCCAUUCCCAAUCCCAUUUGGACUGAGGUUUCAGGUCCCUAAGCGGUUAAGAUUGUUUUAUCCACAAGGGGCGAGCGACCACUGGUCAAAUAAGUCAGAAACCAUCGGUUUUAAUAGUGAUUUGUCGCAGCUUCUCGUGAUUGCAUCAAGUAUUGAGACAAAAGCGGCCGAAUCGCUACAGAACUACAUUUCCCAAAAUGCACUCGUUCAUUUAAAGGCGGAAAUGCUUUUCGGUCACCCAUUACAACACAAGCAAUGUGAGCGCCGUAGUUGAGUAACUAUGUGGACAAAAUUCUCUAUAUCGGUAAGUUUGUACUUGGUUUCGCUGCUGUGCAGUUGUAAGACUCCAACUGGACUUGAUAAAUGAUGAAACUCAGCCGGUUAACAAAGCGUGUGGACGGUUAUUGUAUGUCAAGCAGGCUGGACGUUAUGCAGAGUUGUGAGGAACUGGUAGGUUAUGUUUCUAUACAACCGAGUUCAGCAUGACGAAGUGAAGGAGUUACUGAGCUCAUGAAGUGAGACUCAGUCAAAAGGACAUCUAGUAAGCACAUUCUGAGUGUUCAGUCUGCUUUUACUCAUAUGUCAGCCCAGGAAGAACAGUGUAGCCUAUUCGUGAAGAAGGGACAUGUUUAUCAAAUGUUUUAAUCAGUGACGCAAAACUAUGAAUGUGUAUUGUAUUUCAUAGGGUGACCGUUUAUUAAUAAAAUACUCUGUCUUUUCUUU
Molecule: messenger RNA, 3361 nt
Organism: Pygocentrus nattereri (red-bellied piranha)
Lineage: Eukaryota; Metazoa; Chordata; Actinopteri; Characiformes; Serrasalmidae
Gene: sxph
Exons: 17
Coding region: 125-2314 (729 amino acids)
Biological process (GO): iron ion transport
Cellular component (GO): recycling endosome; plasma membrane; early endosome
Source: RefSeq, a predicted model, not a curated record